Molecule: messenger RNA, 2259 nt
Organism: Myotis brandtii (Brandt's bat)
Lineage: Eukaryota; Metazoa; Chordata; Mammalia; Chiroptera; Vespertilionidae
Gene: EML2
Product: echinoderm microtubule associated protein like 2
Exons: 20
Coding region: 18-1967 (649 amino acids)
Biological process (GO): microtubule cytoskeleton organization
Cellular component (GO): mitotic spindle
Molecular function (GO): microtubule binding
Source: RefSeq, a predicted model, not a curated record
CUCCGCCAGCCGCCGCCAUGAGUAGCUUUGGAGCUUGCAAAACCAAAGAAGCUAUCUUCAGCGUGGAGGAGGGCUCCGUGAAGAUGUUCCUGAGGGGCCGUCCUGUGCCCAUGCUGAUCCCGGAUGAGCUGGUGCCCACCUACAGCCUGGACACGCGCUCCGAGCUGCCUUCCUGCAGACUCAAGCUGGACUGGGUCUAUGGCUACCGGGGCCGAGACUGCCGCGCCAACCUUUACCUGCUGCCCACGGGGGAGAUCGUGUACUUCGUGGCCUCCGUGGCCGUGCUGUACAGCGUGGAGGAACAGAGGCAGCGGCACUACCUGGGGCACAACGAUGACAUCAAAUGCCUGGCUGUCCACCCUGAUAUGGUCACCAUUGCCACUGGACAGGUGGCAGGCACCACUAAGGAAGGGAAGCCACUGCCACCCCACGUGCGCGUCUGGGACUCAGUUUCUCUCUCCACUUUACACGUGCUGGGCCUGGGCGUGUUUGACAGAGCUGUGUGCUGUGUGGGCUUUUCCAAAUCGAAUGGGGGCAACCUGCUCUGUGCGGUGGACGAAUCCAACGACCAUGUGCUUUCCGUGUGGGACUGGACCAAGGAGGCCAAGGUGGUGGAUAGCAAGUGCUCCAACGACGCUGUGCUGGUGGCCACCUUCCACCCCACCGACCCCACUGUGAUCAUCACCUGCGGGAAAUCCCACAUCUACUUCUGGAGCCUGGAGGGGGGCAGCCUGAGCAAGCGGCAGGGCCUCUUUGAGAAACACGAGAAACCCAAGUACGUGCUGUGUGUGACCUUUCUGGAGGGUGGCGAUGUCGUCACCGGGGACUCUGGAGGGAACCUCUAUGUCUGGGGCAAAGGUGGAAACCGCAUCACACAGGUGGUGCCGGGCGCCCAUGAUGGUGGCGUGUUUGGGCUCUGCGCCCUGCGGGACGGGACGCUGGUGUCUGGAGGCGGCCGCGAUCGGAGGGUGGUCUUCUGGGGUCCUGACUACAGCAAGCUGCAGGAGGUGGAGGUGCCCGAGGACUUUGGCCCCGUGCGCACCGUGGCAGAGGGCCGGGGAGACACGCUGUACGUGGGGACCACCCGCAACUGCAUCCUGCAGGGCUCGGUCCACACGGGCUUCUCGCUGCUCGUCCAGGGCCACAUGGAAGAGGUGUGGGGCCUGGCCACGCACCCCAGCGGGGCCCAGUUUGUGACGUGCGGGCAUGAUAAACUGGUGCAUCUGUGGAGCGUGGAGUCCCACCAGCCCCUGUGGAGCAGGAUCAUCGAGGACCCUGCCCGCUCCGCUGGCUUCCACCCCAGUGGCUCUGUCCUGGCUGUGGGCACAGUGACCGGCAGAUGGUUGCUGCUGGACACGGAGACCAAUGACCUGGUGGCUAUCCAUACAGAUGGCAAUGAACAGAUCUCAGUGGUCAGCUUCUCGCCAGACGGGGCGUACCUGGCGGUGGGCUCCCACGACAACUUGGUGUACGUGUACAAGGUGGACCAAGGCGGCCGCAAGGUCAGCCGCCUGGGCAAGUGCUCGGGCCAUUCCAGUUUUAUCACCCACCUGGACUGGGCCCGGGACAGCAGCCGCUUCGUCACCAACUCCGGGGACUAUGAGAUUCUGUACUGGGACUCAGCCACCUGUAAGCAGAUCACCAGUGCAGAUGAAGUGAGGAACAUGGAAUGGGCCACAGCUACUUGUGUCCUGGGAUUUGGGGUGUUUGGGAUCUGGUCCGAGGGAGCAGAUGGUACUGACAUCAACGCCGUAGCUCGCUCCCAUGAUGGCAAGUUGCUGGCUUCAGCUGAUGACUUCGGCAAAGUCCACCUGUUUAGCUACCCCUGUUGUCAGCCUCGAGCCCACAGCCACAAAUACGGUGGACACAGCAGCCACGUGACAAACGUGGCCUUCUUGUGGGAUGACAGCAUGGCCCUGACCACAGGGGGCAAGGACACCAGCAUACUGCAGUGGCGGGUGGUCUGAAGUGGGGGGGCGGGGUCCCAGAGACAUGGGGCCGAGGGAGAGUCAGGUGGCAGGGCUGGAAUUCUAUUUUCGGGAGAUGUCUAUUGCCGAGUAGAGUAAUAUAUACCCAGAGUAUGUCUAUAGCAGAGAGGGUUAUGGCAUUGGGAGGGUGGACCGACAGACAGAAGUCUCUAUUUAUCAGGGUGGGAAGAGGGGUCACAUUGUUUUGGGGGAGCCAUUAGGGUGCUUGGUUUGGGGUGUUUUUUAAGUUUAUUCUUUUAUACCAUCCAGAAAUAAAGACAUGUGCACUGAG